Triticum turgidum subsp. durum (durum wheat) is the source of this 1341-nucleotide messenger RNA. NCBI's taxonomy places the organism in Eukaryota, Viridiplantae, Streptophyta, Magnoliopsida, Poales, Poaceae. The record is from the annotation of a GenBank genome assembly.
AUGGCCACCGGCGGCGACCGCGCGGCGGAGGAGCUCGUGUCCGUCGAGAUGCCCGCGCCCGAGGGAUGGACCAAGAAGUUUACUCCCCAGAGCAGGGGAAGAUCUGAGAUUGUUUUUGUCUCACCAACUGGAGAGGAAAUUAAGAACAAGAGGCAGCUGAACAGCUAUCUGAAGGCAAACCCUGGAGGCCCCACUUCAUCGGAGUUUGACUGGUCAACUGGUGAUACCCCAAGGCGUUCUGCUCGGAUUAGCGAGAAAGUGAAGGUAUUUGAUAGCCCUGAGGGUGAAAAGAUACCAAAGCGUAGUAGGAACUCAAGUGGAAGAAAGGGGAAGCAAGAGAAAAAGGAGGAUCCUGAAACUGAAGAAGACAGAGAAGCUGAAGCUGGCAAGGAGGUCCCUAGUGAAGAUGUUGCAAAGAGCACCGAUGUGGAGAUGACGGUUGCUGAGGCGAUUGAUGCUGCUGCCAAGAGCACUGAUGUGGAGAUGAAGCCUGCCGAGGCGAAUGAUGCUGCAAAAAACGCAGAUGUGGAGAUGAAAGUUGCUGAAGAGGUGAAAGCUGCUCCUAGUGAAGAUGCAGGGAAGACUGAAGACUCCACUCCAGCACCUGCAGAACACAAGGAAGAUGUCAAACCAGCUGAGUCUGAUGCCGCUCCGGCACUAGCGGCGGAGGACAAGAAGGAAGAUGUCAAACCAGCUGAGACUGAUGCCCCUCCAGCACCAACAGUGGAGGACAAGAAGGAAGAUGUCAAGCCAGCUGAGGCCGAUGCCCCUCCGGCACCAGCGGUUGAAGACAAGGAAGACGCUAAGCCAGCUGAGGCUGAUGCCCCUCCGGCACCAGCGGUUGAAGACAAGGAAGAUGCUAAGCCAGCUGAGGCUGAUGCCCCACCGGCACCAGCGGUUGAAGACAAGGAAGACGCUAAGCCAGCUGAGGCUGAUGCCCCUCCGGCACCAGUGGUUGAAGACAAGGAAGACCCUAAGCCAGCUGAGGCUGAUGCUGCUCCGGCACCAGCGGUGGAAGACAAGAAGGAAGAUGUCAAGCCAUCUGAGGCUGAUGCCGCUCCUCUGGUGAGUUCGGAGGAGGUGAAGACAGAGGAAGCUCCUCCGGUGAGUUUGGAGGGGGCGAAGACAGAGGAAGUAGACCCUCCAGCGAGCAAGCCAACUGAGAACUCAGUUGCUGCUCCCAGCGAGCCUGCUAUUGCUCCUGCUCCUGCUGCAGUAUCUGAAACCAAAUCAGAUGCCGCCGCCGUAGACAGCCAACCUGGCGCGGCCACCAAUGAGUCGCCGUCCGCCGUCAACAAUGGGCAGCUGUCGCCUGGCGCCUCGACGGUGAAGUGCACCUGA